Molecule: messenger RNA, 3001 nt
Organism: Otolemur garnettii (small-eared galago)
Lineage: Eukaryota; Metazoa; Chordata; Mammalia; Primates; Galagidae
Gene: PYCR3
Product: pyrroline-5-carboxylate reductase 3
Exons: 6
Coding region: 51-1073 (340 amino acids)
Biological process (GO): L-proline biosynthetic process
Molecular function (GO): pyrroline-5-carboxylate reductase activity
Source: RefSeq, a predicted model, not a curated record
CCGCCCCGCGCCCCCUCUCAGCCAAUGGGCGGUGUAGCUUUCUCAGGCCAAUGAAUAGAGAGGAGAGGCGGAAACCACUGCCUUGCAAGCCGGUAGAAAAGCCGGUACGGGAAAAGCCAGGGACGAAGUGUGCAAUCCUGACAGCCAAUCGACAAGAAAAGAGGCAAGAUGGUGUUUCCUAUUGGCGGGCGUGGGGGCGCGGUCUGUGGUUGGCCGGUAAACGGGGCAGUGGCGUCAGGGGUGGCAAGAUGGCGGCGGUGGGGUCUGCCCAGCUGCGCGUGGGCUUCGUGGGCGCAGGCCGCAUGGCGGAAGCCAUCGCGCAGGGCCUCAUCCGAGCAGGAAAAGUGGAAGCUCAGCACGUGAUGGCCAGCGCACCAUCAGACAGGGGCCUCUGCCACUUCCGGGCUUUGGGUUGUCAGACCACUCAGUCCAACCAGGAGGUGCUGCAGAGCUGCUCACUCGUCAUCUUUGCAACCAAGCCCCAUGUCCUGCCAGCUGUCUUGGCAGAGGUGGCCCCUGUGGUCACUGCUGAGCACAUCUUGGUGUCUGUGGCUGCUGGGGUUUCUCUGAGCAUCCUGGAGGAGCUGCUGCCCCCCUACGCCCGGGUGCUACGAGUCUCACCCAACCUGCCUUGUGUAGUCCAGGAGGGGGCCAUAGUGAUGGCCCGGGGCCGCCAUAUUGGGACCAGCGAGACCAAGCUCCUGCAGAACCUGCUGGAGGCCUGUGGGCAGUGCGAGGAGGUGCCUGAGGCUUAUGUGGACGUCCACACUGGCCUCAGUGGCAGUGGAGUAGCCUUUGUGUGCACAUUUUCUGAGGCCUUGGCUGAAGGCGCCAUCAAGAUGGGCAUGCCCAGUGCCCUGGCCCACCGCUUAGCUGCCCAGACUCUGCUGGGGACAGCCAAGAUGCUGCUGCAAGAGGGGCAGCUCCCAGCUCAGCUGCGGACGGACGUGUGCACACCAGGCGGCACUACCAUCUAUGGGCUCCAUGCACUGGAGCAGGGUGGUCUGCGAGCAGCUACCAUGAGUGCAGUGGAGGCUGCCACCUGCCGGGCCAAGGAGCUUAGUAGGAAGUAACCCAGGCCCUGGGCAAAGACCACCCACCCACCUCAUUCAUCUGUGCUGCCCCAGUGCUCCUUUGCCCACUCACUGCUGUAUGAGGGUUUCAUGCUGUCCUCCCAUCCCAAGGGGAAAUGUAAGGUGACAGGACUUGAGAGGUUCAGGCAAGCCUCCCACCAGCACAGAUAUCCUUCCCUCUUCCUCAGGCAGAAGGUACCUGCCCUAGUGAGCCCACUAUAAUGGCAGUGUUGGUUUUGAGGGUCCCCAGAGAUGGCCUCUUAGUCACGUGUCCACAUGGUGGAGCAGUUGGUCAAGGCCAUGAGCAGAGCUGCUGGUUGAGAAGGAUUGUCCCAGGGGCCUAGUCUGGAGCCCUGGCCUUUCCUUGGACUUCCCAGAGGCUUUGCACAGCUGCAGCCAGGCCAGUUCCCUCAUGUCAGCUCUGAAGGGUUCAGGACAUACAGAAUCUGCACAAGAGACCCACCCUCUCCCUCAGAAAAGUCAAGAGGCCUUGGGUCUUGACCUAGUGCUAGGCAGAACCACCUAUGGGGAGUGGGAGCCUCACUUUGCCAACCCCUGAGAAGAGGGGUUGUGUGCUCUUGUCUCAGCCAAGGAGAAGCCCCAAGAGCCCCCACAGCAGAGCUGCCUUGGGCUGGGCUGGGGGCAGUGGGUAGAUGGAGGGGGCUUGUCAGCUUCCCCUGCACCCUAACCUGGGCCCUAGCCAACCAGAAAGAAUGUAGACCCCUUGUUUACUUGAGCCUGGGCUCUUUUCUUCUAGGCCCUAUGUUCUUGGCAAGUGGCCGGCUGGGGCUGGGCCUGAUGACCCUGGGUCGGGAGUCCUAGAGAACCCUGUGGUCUGGCUUUACCACGCUGGCCUCAGAUUGUAAGACUCAGAUCCUCAGCAUGCCCCGAAGGGCCAGCAGGACCUGGGGAGAAGCAAGUCUAUGGAUCUGGCAGCUGAGGUUCUGGGGCCUUUGGAUGGGAAGAGUCCAGGGAGAUCAUCCCUGGUCUGUACCCACCCUUGAGAUUCAUGUCCUGUGUGGGCCAAGGGCUGUGCCAGUGUGGUAUAUCCAGAGGCAGGGAAGGUUGUGUGUCAUCCACCAGCUGGGUAACCUUGGCAGAUUAAUCCCCAUCUGUGAAACUGGGAUGAUGGCACCUAUAUAGUAGGAACUUCGUUUCCAUCCCUCAUGCCCACCUGUCUCUGACCCUCUUCCAGCCACACUUAACUCCCCUGAAGACAUACAGCCCCACUGGGUCAGCCCUCAUCCCUGAGCACCUGGUCCUAAGGCAGCCUGGCUUUUAGCCAGUGACUUGAUCUCAUUCUGGCUCUGGCACUUGUCAGAAGAAUCAAACUUUACCACCUGUCUGUGGGGAUGAGAAUAAAGAUGCUGUCUCAGCGCACCAGGUGAGCCUGGAUCCAUCAGAGGCUGAUGAAACCAAAUUCCAAGGGCCUGAAACCCCCAUCGCGGUGGCACCUGGGACUUUAAUGUGAACAGCAGAGAUUUCCCACCUCAGCUGCAGGUCACCAUUGCUUGAGGGCUUUGCGAGAACAUGGAAUUGCCAACUUCACCUGCACCCAGAUUGUCCCUCUAAGGGUCUCUGGGCCAAGUCAUGGGCUUGGGGCCUGGCACAGGCAACUCUGAAGGAACUCUUUGGACAGCCCUUCUGGAGGCUACCUGCCUUCACACUGACAAGCAGCCCAUCUGCUGAAUUUGAGUCAAUAUCUGUCCACCUAGGGAGCACAGUGGGCUCAGCUUGGUGGGUAGAAAAAUACAUCCAUUGUCCAGUCCUGGCCUCAAGCAGGCCACUCCCUGACUGAAGAACUUUGGUGGAGCUGGUGGUCUAUGACAAGGACACAUUGAUUCAAGAAAGGCAGUUCUUUUGGGGGAGGGGGACAUGAUUGUAGGUCUGCCCUCUACCUCGCACUGCCAGGAAAGACCAGAAACUGA